Messenger RNA from Dujonia railenensis, 1878 nucleotides. NCBI's taxonomy places the organism in Eukaryota, Fungi, Ascomycota, Pichiomycetes, Serinales, Debaryomycetaceae. The record is from the annotation of a GenBank genome assembly.
AUGUCUGAUCAUGGUAGCUUAGAGCCUUCUAACAGUUCAAGCUUACCGUUUAUUUCCACCUCAUACUCGCAUUUAAGCGAAAACAUACCGAGAAGGAUCAAAUCCAUUCUUGAAUACGAAAAUGAUAACGAUGAAGAGCAUAUCGAACACUUCAAGUAUAAGCAGGACUUGGAUCGGAAGCUCACGGUGACUUCGAUCAUUGGCUUGGGGUUCUCACUUAUGGGUGUCCCCUUUGGGAUAUCGUCCACUCUAUGGAUUUCCUUGAUGGACGGUGGGAAUGUCACCAUGUUGUACGGUUGGAUCAUAGUGGCAUCCUUUUCCAUCUGCGUGGUGUUAAGUCUAAGUGAGAUCAUCUCUAAGUAUCCUACAUCCGGUGGCGUCUAUCAUUUCAGUGCACUUUUAAGUAACGACAAGUACUCCCUAACUAGCUCGUGGUUCACCGGAUGGUUUCUUCUUAUUGGCAACUGGACUUAUUGUGUAAGCAUUUUGUUUUCAGGAUCUCAGUUCAUCUUGUCCAUCUUCGGAUUGAAAAACGUCUAUUACAAGGAAGAUAUCUUCUUCGUCUUGGGAGUGUACUUCAUCUUGCUUAGUUUAUGUGGGUUCGUCAACUUCAAGCUCUCCAAGUACUUGGAAGCGAUAAACAAAAUGUGCAUAAUUUGGUCUAUUGGCUCGGUGUUGCUCAUCGAUGUGCUAUUGAUCGUAUUUGCCAAAAGAACUAACCUGAUCAAAGACAUCUUGUCGACCUUUGAUAACAGUAGGUCAGGUUGGCCCGACCCAAUUGCCUUCAUGGUUGGAUUCCAAAGUUCCUCCUUUACAUUGACAGGCUAUGGGAUGCUAUUCUCCAUGACAGAUGAAGUCAAGAGACCAGAAAGGAACAUGCCGAAGGGAGCUGUGAGUUCCAUUUUCAUAUCUGGAAUUUUUGGGCUUAUUUUCAUUCUCCCUGUUUUGACCAUCUUGCCUGAAUUGAAAUUACUUCUAGAUGAUACUCCGGAGAUCAUGCCCAUUGAUAUCGUGUUCAAAGCUGCGACUGAGUCGUAUAUUGUGUCAUUUUUAUUGGCACUCUUACUUAUUGGAACAGUUUUCUUCCAGGCUGUCGGCUCCUUGACAACGGCAUCUAGAACUACAUAUGCCUUUGCAAGAGAUGGUGGCUUACCAUUUAAGAAUUUGUGGGUGGAAGUUGAUGAUAUUGAGCAAUCUAGAAUCCCUAAGAAUGCACUUUUUCUUUCCAUGGUUGUGUGUGCAGUGUUAUCGCUUUUGUCGUUAAUAUCGAGCUCUGCGUUCAAUGCAUUUAUGGGGGCAUCGGUUAUAUCUUUGUCUCUUGCAAAUGGAAUCCCAAUUCUUUGCCUGAUGUUAAAUAAGCGUAGAAAGAUCAAGGGAGCAGCAUUCAGGUUGAAGUACUUGUGCUCUGGCUGGAUUAUAAACAGUAUAUCAGUAUUUUGGGUGGUUCUCCUGGCAAUUAUCUUAUGUUUCCCGCCUGUAAUCAAGGGAAUGACAGCAGCUACGAUGAAUUAUGCAAUAGUUGUCUUUUUGGCAUUUACAGCAAUAGUGACUCUUGGCUACAAAUUCUGGGGUAUUACUAGUUUCGAGGGCCCUCAAAUCGAUACGGAUUAUUUUGAAUUACAAGGUAUACAAGAACAAAGUGCAAGACCUGAAGAUUUUGUAAUUGGAAUAGAUGACCAGGAUGAUGAAGAAGAUGAAUUACAUUACAAUGAAGAUGCUGAGUCUGUCAUGACCAAGAAAGACCCAAGCAAGUCCAAAAAGACAGUUCACUGGACCUCAUCCAAUCGAAAUUCUUUUGACGAACAGGAAACUAUAGUUGGUUCCCAAUACGAAGCAAGAACCCUAUUAGAAGAUCCAACAGAAGGAAGAAGCAACUAA